Molecule: messenger RNA, 450 nt
Organism: Trypanosoma theileri
Lineage: Eukaryota; Euglenozoa; Kinetoplastea; Trypanosomatida; Trypanosomatidae
Product: putative QA-SNARE
Exons: 1
Coding region: 1-450 (149 amino acids)
Source: RefSeq, a predicted model, not a curated record
AUGGCUGACAACUAUUUGAAGGAUUCGGAGUGCCAUAUUCCAGAGAAUUCUGCAAGUGGACCGCGGCGCAGUAGAAUUCCACGUACUUCUGGUAAACCAUCUAAUGUACAGCAAGAGAUUGUCUUUCAACAAGUUAAUAUUGACGGGUUGAUAACGGAGGAACGUAUACAGCAUGAGAAACUUCGUGAGGCUAAAGAGAUUGAAGUUGGUGUUGCUGAAAUAAAAGAGGUGACGGAUGAAUUCGCUGCCUUGUUGGAACAUCAGCAAGUGGGAAUAGACGGACUCACUACAAAUGUUAGCGCAGCUAAUCAAAGGGUAAAUGCUGGAAGGGACGAACUUUCAUCUGCUGGCCGACAUCAAAGUUGUUGCAGAAAAAUGUUCUGUCUUGUGUUGCUUGCUUUGUCUGUAUCUUUCUCUAUAGUUCUUGUGGUUGUUUUAGUGAGUAAAUGA